CAAGAACUUGAGAAUGCGAAUAAGGAUAGUGAACCUAUAGCACUUCAAUGGCUCCAUUCAGUCAGGUAUCCGUCUGAAAUUAAAAUAGAUACGUGUAUAGCACAUGAUUUUCCUUCGGUUAUACCUGUAGAAUCUUUUGAAAAGCAUCAUAUUUCUGUUCUAACUAUAGGGCUACAAAGAGCACAGUCAAUCUUUAUGCUACUCCCUGAAAUGGAAAGUGAAACUGCUAUCAACCUACUUGCAGGCACACUUAGAUCUUUACACCUUGAGCAUCUGAUUCCCAAGGAAAGGAUGUUAGCACACUUUUAUCUCUCUAUAAAAAUACAUAAACUACCACUUUCUGCAACUAGAGGGAUUACGGGGGCUACAGCUUUCACCUUCCUAGGUGGAGCAGCCCUUGAGCUACAUCUUAUUCUUAAAAGUGGACUCAACUACCUGCUACGCACGACCUGGAAGGGCAAAUGCUUUAGAAUACUUAAUACUGACGAACUAUUGAUCCGUCUAUCUCAAUUAGGUACUGCUGCGAAGUCGUUCUAUGGAUUUGACUUCUCUUCCAUGUAUGAUAGAUUAAAACAUGAAUCCAUCCUGCAAAAUCUUACCUGGUUUUUUGCUGAAUGGUGGUCGGUUAAAGAAGAUAGUAAUAAUGUGGAGUAUCGUAUAGUUAAGGAAACAGCCUACAACUCAAAGAAAAAAGAAGUGUUUUAUUGCCUCAAAAAAACGGAGUCAUUAGACCUUAAAACUAAGAAAGCAAGCACAACAUAUACCUUCCAUGGAGUCAUUGACCUGCUUCAUAUGUGCAUUCGAUGCAAUCUCAUCCAUGUGUCUGAACUACUGUUCCUUCAAAUUAUAGGCAUACCACAAGGGUCUGGGGCCUCGCCGAUGGUUGCAGACAUAUGGUGCGCUACUCAUGAAGUUAGGUUCUGCCGUCAAAGGCCUGAGUUUAUCUUUCACGACACUGGGAGAUUUAUGGAUGACUUAAUAUCAUCAGUAGACCUUCCAGUGCAGGAAAUUUAUGGCUCACUGCCAAUAGACAGAACUUGCUUCAAUGCAGUAAGCACGUCGUUUCUAGAUUUGGAAGUGGCGACGGUGAAUAAUAGAGUUGUAUUCAAGUUGUUUGACAAAAGAAGAAGUUUCAACUUUCUAUUGCACAGGUUUACUCCUAAGGGUACAACUAUACCUAACGCUUCGCACUCCGCACACUUCAAAAGUGCACUUAUAAGAGCCUAUAGACUCAACUCUUUUUUACACUUUUUUUGCUAUGAUAUGACAGACUUGAUUGGUACUUUUUUGUUUAAUGGUACUUUUGCGAAAGACUACAUAAAAACAGCUCUAGUGAGAAUUACACAAAAAUACUUUACGGGUAAAUGGAUCUCAAAUAAGAACUUGUUUAUUGAUAGGCUCAAUGCAUUUGGUCUCAAUGUAAUGUCUGCGCUUACACCUACUAUAAUUAAUCGUAAAAGUUAAAAAGUUCUGUUUGCAAAACUUCUUAGACCUCACAGAAGUUUACAGCCGGAUUUAAAAGGAUCUCAAGUAUCCAUAAACCCCUCACACCUCUCAGAUACACAUAACUAUAACCUACAUAAUACUUAGUUAUAAAGAAGAGGG
Amoebophrya sp. A25 is the source of this 1605-nucleotide messenger RNA. Lineage: Eukaryota; Dinophyceae; Syndiniales; Amoebophryaceae. The record is from the annotation of a GenBank genome assembly.